Molecule: messenger RNA, 5942 nt
Organism: Pomacea canaliculata
Lineage: Eukaryota; Metazoa; Mollusca; Gastropoda; Architaenioglossa; Ampullariidae
Product: toll-like receptor 13
Exons: 3
Coding region: 2618-5458 (946 amino acids)
Biological process (GO): inflammatory response; toll-like receptor signaling pathway; immune response
Cellular component (GO): membrane
Molecular function (GO): protein binding; transmembrane signaling receptor activity
Source: RefSeq, a predicted model, not a curated record
UCACACUGCAAUUCUCCGAGGCAUGUGAAUUUUAAAAAUCUCUAGAAAGUGAACUCUGGACUAUAAAGGACAAGGAUCCAACACGAGUAUAUUUAUAUCUGACUCUCUUGUCAUCUUGUUGGCCAGAGACGGCCCUUUAUAAUCUCGAAGGUAUAUGUAUAUAACGUUAUUAUUUCUGUAUUAUGUCGUUUUAAGUCUGGUUCAUUGUAUAAUAAUACUAAUCUGAAUGUGUCUCUGUAGCUGUGUUGUCAGUUGGUUUGCGCAAACAAAUGAAAGCAAUCACCUGGACGAAGAGUCCGGAGGAGCGAAGCGGCUGAGCAGGUGUGCGAAGGGUAGCUGUUGGCUCUCUCCCUUUUCACCUUGGACCGUCCAUUCCUCCCAGGAGUUUCAUCUCAAAUUACAGUUAACUAGUAAGCUUGUUACUACUUGCCUACUAUACUACUAGAAACUCUGAAUUAUACUACUGACUUUUGUUGAUUGUACCCUGAGCCACUUAUUGUUCUCCUUUUUGUGAAUCUCUGUGAUCACCUUUAUUUAUUUCACUUGGAAGAAUUGGAACCCCGAGAAUUAGUGAUGGACAAAGCUGUAUUUAAAAAGAUAAGAAGAGGCGACAAGUAGAAACAGUAACUAAGUACAUAAUAUCAAGUUAUUUUUAUUUCCAUUUGAAGUUUAUGCUCAGUCUUAAUGGGUGGCCCGAUGUAUGUCUUUGCAUGUGGCUACUUCUUUUAAAGGAGAGGCUGUAAAGCUGUACCAUACACUUUGUGCACCAAGAAUGAAGAAGUUCUAGUUCCAGUGUUCAGCAGAUGGAUGCCGAAAAAUAUUUCGAGCAAUUCAUUCACAACCUUGUUUAUGACAAUCACGGUACAUCAAACUUCCAUCUAAUUACCUUAUAUUUUGCAUUUUUCUAAUUAGUCUUGCAUCAUGCAUCCCUAAUUACCUUGAAUUAUGCACUGUAGAAUAGUAGUAAGCGUUUUAGCUGACUGCUAGCAGUUAGCCAUUCAGCUAGCGCCUGUAGCGGAGUACCGUGCACGUAACUCCUGGUGCUCAGUGAGCAGGGCCGUGCUGAGGGGCAGAAGGGGCAUCUGCCUAGUGCCCCGAGCUUUUGAUGCAUGUGGUAACUAGGCUCCAUUUUGUUCCCUGUGCCCCGGGCCCUGCGGGGGCGAAGAACGGCAUAGAGCUCAUAGAAGCACUCUGGGUAUAUGUUGUCCCCUCUCUUUCUUGCCCACUGGGUGCAGAUUAGAUGUCGUGUCACGCCAUGUCUUCUUGUUUGUUUAGCCAGGUAAAAUACGAUUAUCUUUCCGACGUGCAGUUUUAUGUAGGCAUAUUAAAAAAUAUUUGAAUGUUACCCUCGUAUUUUUCUGUCUGGGAAGAUCUCUCGGUGUCGCACUCUUGACCUCUUUGGGGAAAAAAAAACCCUAGGGGGAAUACUAAGAAAGUCUGUAUUGUCGUCUUAUACGGGCUUCAGUUUUUUCGGCAAUAACAUUGGUGAUUGCUUAAAGCUCUGUACGAGCCAUCUCUCAAACCUAGAUUCAACUUCUCAUUCUUGAUAUUUUCUUUGCGUAAACAAAUUAAAAAGUUUAAAAAGUUUUAAGGCAUCACAUACAGAUAGUGGCAUGAAACGAGAUCUGAACCCAGAAAAUUUUAACAGCAGUGGUGACAAGCGGGGGUCUAAACCCCUAAGUCAUGUGGGUUUCCCGGUAGCAAGUCUGCGGAAAGACGUUUUUUGCUUUAUUUAUCCAUCUUGUGUCAUGUGACCAUUGUUGCUGACAACGCGUUAAGCACUAAGCAAUUAGCCAUCCGGUAGCUCCUGGCAAUGCCGCGUGCAUCUGUGUCCGAGGUGCCUAGCGCGUGCAGCGGGGUCACAAUGCUUCUGUUAGGUAUGCGCACACUCUUAUCCGGCGUUGACACGAUAGUAGCCCAGCAACCGUCCGUGCACAAUCAGGGGGAGAGGUGUAGGGGUGGCCUUAGGUAUGUGCAAACUGUGCACCUGCAUAUAGCAACCUGUAACAGACAGGUGGGAGGGAUAUCAUCGUUGUGAAAAAUCUUUAUCGUUCAGUUUUGAUGCGUCCUUAUGCCGAACGUCAGAAAAGUAAUGCUACAAUCAAACUCAAUUCGCGGAAUCUCAAGAUUAGGCCCCCCUCCCAUGUUUUCCUUUAAUCUCAUUCAAGGGGAGAUGACCCUGCAACUCUGGGACUCCCACGUCUCCGUUUCCCCCUUUCUCAAUGUGCCGGUCGACCACUUCAAGCCCCUAUCCGCUAUCAGCUGCUUGACAGAUGAGUUUCUGGACUUCCCAUCGCCAUAUUUGUAGACGUUAGUAGAACGAGCGCUCGCUAACUUCCUGCGGUCAGAGGCUCGACCCUCGGUGAACGCUGCAUUGUGCACGCCCUGCUUCUCAAAAUCCAUUUCAACUGAUGCAGGGCUGUGAACAUGAGGCACAGCAAGCGAUUGAAACGUUAGGCGAAGGGGAGAGGAGAUUCAGAGGCGGUCAUCUUUGGAGAUUUUUUUCCCUCUAAAAGUUUCAUCUUUUUUUAUUUCAGGAUGUAGAAAAUAAAGGAGUUUCCUCAGAGGACGACUAAGUUGUUUUACUGUGACAAUUUUUGAAAGGAAUUCUGCUAUAAUGUACAAAUUCUUCAGUGUGCUAGGACUGUUCUUCUGGAAUUUCUGGUCUGCGAGCCUUUAUUUUAACAGGCCUUUCCAAGUAAUGUCAGCCGCACCCAAAAGCGAGGUAGUGAAGAUUUUCCAGAUUAGUCCGUUCGAUACUGCAAACCUGUCUCAGUCUUCUAGUCCGUUGACCCCAAAAGUGUCGGAAACUAAUCGAGAAAACUCGAAGCACAGUAGCUUAACAUCCAGCAGUCAAAACGAUGCCAACAAUGGAUCUUUUACUGUGUCCUUACUACAAAAUCCUAAAAGCAUCCCACGGGAUGCUUCUAAAGACUUCAUUGAGAAUUGGAAUCUUUCUGACGACAUUCUGACACCUUUCUCUUCCGGUGAGGAACGAAAAGAUAAAAUCACUCUGGGACGAGGUGGGCCUUUCUGUACCAGAGUAGAGGAAAUAAAUACCGAAGAAGGACAAGGUAUAUUACAAGAAAGUCUGGGAAAUCUUGUCAAUGAUGAAAGUUACAGAAAUGACAAUGAAGAUCAAACUGUCGAUAAAGAUGAUGAAGAUUCCAAGGUAGGAUCACAUGAUAAUAACGGUGAAAACAACGACGAAGAUUCUUUUCGGCGAAAACGCUUUGAUUCCAUUGAGGCACCGGAAGACUAUUUUAGAGAUCAGGCCAUGGGUCAGCAAAAAGAUAAUUCUAACGGUUUUACCAGUAAUUUGAUGACGUCUGCUGGGCUUGCGGCUUCUUGGCCAGAAAGCGGAAUCACCACUGCACAACCUGUUUCCCAGGACAUCCCUUGCGACGACUUCGUGUGUGACUGCAGCAAGAAGAAGAAGCAAGCCAGCUGUUGUGGCCGCCAGUAUAAGCUACGUCACAUCCCACGUGUUCCUGCCUACGUCACCACCUUCCGCCUGUGGAUGGCCAGCCUCGGAGAACUGACUAAAGAAAAGCUUGGAAACCUUUCCAACUAUCACAUUAAAACGAUGGACCUACAGAACAACCGCAUAAUGAUCUUGGACAAUGACACCUUCGUCCUCUUUACACAUCUGGAAAGCCUUGACCUAGGAAGUAAUCCCAUAUCUGCAGUCAUGCUGAGAGAUGCCUUCUACAGCAUCGGAUCCUCAAAGUUCGUGGCCUUGAGACUAGACUCCAUGUUCAUUUACGACCUUCCAGACAACUUCUUCGACGCCUUCCAAAACAAAUCAUUCGAUAUUAUCUCCAUUGCCAACAACAGCCUCACAACUUUCAACGCAAGAACAUUUUCUCCUUUUCGGUCUGUGAUUAGACUAAUCCUGUCUGACAAUAGCAUCUAUAGCUUCGUGUUGAACAACACUGUGUACGCAAAAAAACUUCAUCUUGAACGAAACGUGCUCACUAGUCUCCCCUUACUAUGCAGUUCUAAUGGCGGCCUGGUUUUCCCAAACCUCUUUUCGCUUUAUCUGGGUGGAAACCCGUUCAAAUCCGUAUCUGCAGGAAUCCUGAGAGGGCUCUGCCUGCCCAAGCUGCAUAAAUUAGACAUUAGCUCCUCCAUCGUCCUAAAGAGCCUGGGAAACAACUUUGUGGCAGACUUGCCCAUGCUGGUGAAUCUGAUGGCGGGAAACAUGGCAUCACUAUCCCGCUACGAACCCUUCUGCUUCAACAGUUCCUCCCUGGAAAAGUUGUUUUUGAAAGGAAACAAGGUCUGGGACUAUGGCACCAUCGUCCCGGGGGAGAUCUUUGCUCAUGCUCCGAAUCUGAAGACAGUGGACAUGACAAAGAUCAAGUUUAACUUAAACACGGAAGUCGAUUUGGCUCGCAUGCUUCUUCCCGCAAAGUCUUUGGUCACGCUGAAUAUGGAAGCCUGCCUUCUGGGCAGCCUACCUGCUGACACAUUUUCCCAGCUGCCCAAUCUUCGAACGCUGGAUUUCAUCGGCAACCACAUCAGUGCAUUCAGUCUGGCACCUGCCUUUCGAAACGUCACGCGGCUGGACACGCUGAUCCUGCAGGCCAAUCAAAUCACAAUCGUCAACGAGAGCACCUUCCCGCUGGAGUUCCGGCGUUCCAUUCGCGUGCUGGACCUCAGCAAGAACGACUUCGCCUGCACAUGCGACCUGCUCUGGUUCAAAUCCUGGAUAGAGCAGGAGCGAAAAUCUGGGAACAUAAGCUUCCCGGACUACCCAAAAUACUACCGCUGUCGCACCCCGGACAAUCUUCGCGGCCAGUACAUCUCGGACUACAACCCAAGCUACAGGGACUGCCACCCUUUGAGCAUUUAUGUCGUGGUUGGCAGUGCCGUUGGGGCGGUUGUCCUGGUAACGGCCCUGACAUUGAGUCUGGCAUAUCGGUAUCGCUGGUACCUUCGUUACUACGUCUACCGACUGAGGCGGCGACGACAAUACAAGCCUAUCGUAGAUGAGGACGAUGGUAUCGUCUACGAUAUCUACAUCGCGUACAGCCAGUUCGAUGUCGAGUGGGUGGCGCAAGAGUUGGCCCCUCUCCUGGAGGCAUCGCCUGAUGUGAAGAACGUGUUCGUCAAGGACCGGGACCAGGGCGCCGGCGCAGUAGCCGACAACAUCGUGCAGUACAUGGACCAGAGCUCGCGCAUCGUCCUCGUGCUGAGUGACGGCUACGCCAGGGAGGGCUGGAGUGGCUACGAGUUCAACAACGUCAUCUACGCCGCCAACGAGCAGCACAAGGAUGUCAUCGUCAUCCUCAAGGGCGACAUCGAGGCCGGAAGACUGACCAAAGACAUGCGCAGGCUGCUGACAGGCGGAACAUUCCUGCACUGGGAGGAGACGGAGGAAGCGAUGGGUAUGUUCAAAGACGCACUCAACGUAGCACUACGGACUCGAGGAAACCUACAGGAGCUUGUCUGACAGUCUCUUCCUUCCUCGCACUACUUUGGGUGCACUUCUGUGCCCCUAUUUUGGGGAAAUCGUGGAAUAAUCUCUGAAUUGUUGAAUUAAAAAAAACCAUUGCAACGAUAGUUAAUUAUGAACUUGAAGGAAGUUUCCUUGGUCUGCAGUUGAUUCAACAUCCGCAGUCAAAUUCUUCCUUGGCUUACAUGUCUUUUCCUGGACUGACUGAUUUUCUAUAAAUAUGUAUUCACGUGGGCUGUCCUUUGGAACUUUGCACCUGUACAGGCAACGAAUACCUGUGAAUACGAGUGUGUUCUCUGGAAGCUGCAUGCGUGUAUGAAUGAGCGUGCUGUGUGUGUGUGUGUGAGCGUGCCUGCUUUUAUAUAUACGAAGAUGUUUAUAUGUUCCUGAGAAAGAGAAAAUGUAGCAGAAAAAGGUGAUGUCAAUAAAUAGUAGAAAUUGAUAAUGCUAAAAUAAAUAAUAUCCUUUUGAGAAUUUAAAA